Molecule: messenger RNA, 517 nt
Organism: Scaptodrosophila lebanonensis
Lineage: Eukaryota; Metazoa; Arthropoda; Insecta; Diptera; Drosophilidae
Product: protein Diedel-like
Exons: 1
Coding region: 19-429 (136 amino acids)
Source: RefSeq, a predicted model, not a curated record
CAAAGUACUUUUACAAACAUGAAGUGGCUUGAAACGAUCGUGGGGAUCCUACUCCUGGGCUGGCUACCAGCACAUGUCCUCGCCGAAUGCUGCCACAGCACCACGCUUGUAUUUACGAAGACCAGCUCGGAGGACAGUUGUAAAAGCCUUGGAGGGCACAUGCCAUGGUCUGGCUCUACGUCCGUCGGAGAAACCCUUUCAAAACAAAUGGGAAACAUUAUAAACAACGCAUGUGAGGCCAAGGUAUGUGGCAAUGGCCAACCUGUCGUAGGAACCUAUUGCGGCUACGGAUCCUGCAAUGCAUUCGGCUGUAACUGCGAUUUUGGUUGCAUUGCCGGCGACGCUGCUGCUAACUUCAAGUCCAUACUUGGCGAGAAAGUAGAAAAAGUUCGUCCUAAGACUAUUUUCAACAACAUCGCAAGCGGCUAAUAGGGUUGUUUAUACGAGUAUGUAAACAAAAUUAAGAGUCAUAUGUACAUUUUGUUGACCCUAAUAAAAGUUGUCAAUACAAGGUAAA